AUGCUGCCGUGUCGCUCUGACGAGUCCAGGAGGAAGAAUCAGUUCAGCAAGGACGAGCGGCUGCAUCUGUUGAACAUAAUGGGCCAGUAUGGGCCACUGCUGGACGACAAGAGCGCGUCGCUGUUCGGCCGCAGGGAGAUCUGGCGUGCGAUCGAACGGGAUUUCCAUCAGGCUGGCUUCACCAGCAAGACCUCGGCACAGCUGAAGAAGUAUUGGCAAAACUACAAGUACCACGGCAGGAGAGCGCAGACGGUAAAUCAGACGCGCUUGUCUUUUCCGCGAUCCGUCGUUAUUAGCAGCCUUCGGCUGUUCGCCACGUCGCCUGCGGGAGCUGCUCUGUUCCUCUCGUCGUUGUCCUCGACUUUCCUAUUUCUCCAUGUGGACGCGUAUUUUAGACUUUGGAAAUGGAUGAGAGUGAAUCUCCGUGGUAUGAGGAAGUGCGCGCGAGAAACGAUGGAGAGGACGCCGGCGCUUCCCGAGGAUAAUCGCGAUAAUCUCGAGACGAAGAUCGCGGGGAAAUCAGCCUGCGUUUCUCCUUCUCCCGUCCCUCCUUCUGCUGCCGCCGACGCGUCGCUGCAGAACCUCGAGUCAGGAUGUCGUCAGCGUCAGAUAUACGGGGAUAAUGGAACGUUCUUCCGGAAAUUAAGUGCCACGCCGAUCCUGCCGACUGAUUCAGAGACACCCGACAAGAAUCGCUCAAACUCGGAGAUCUCGCAAAGAAAGAGUUUCUCAAGCACGGAGGUAAUAGUGUCUAACACCGACGUCUCGGACAAUAGCGUGACUGUGUCGGUGAUUUGCCCUGAAAGGAGUCCCCGACAAUUCCCCAGCAAGAAUCAGCUGAAAAGAAAACGCGACGUCCCGCCAGAUAGGACUUCCUCCUCUUUUUCGAGCACCGUUUCCGUCGCCUCAGCUGCAUCGCCGGGCAAGAAGGACGCCGGCGAUCACUCUAUUUUCCCAGCCGCCGGGAAAGGACGCUGCUUCUUGCUGCAACCUCGGCAGUCUGAUAAUCGCGGCGAGGUAAUUAGCGACAGGAGGAACACGGCUGAGACGCGCCGGAAAUUAGAGCCGGCGAAGAAAGACUCCCCCGCCGUAUUAUCGUCGAGAUUCGCAUCGCAGAGCGAAACUCCGGAAUCCACGAGGGGAAUCGCGCACGAAUCCGGGGAAUAUCUUCCGCGGCAGGAUCCAGCCGCCUGCCAUGCCAGGGAUAUUCAGGAUUCGCCCUGCGACAAAGGACGACGCGAAGAAUUGAAAAUCCGCAGCGAGGCCGCGACGUCGCGAAAUCAACGGGAUGACUCGGCGGACAUGUCUGAUGUGCGCCUCGGAUCGCUAGGAGAUGCGGCGUCCUGGCAUCGGAAUACGAUUGAUCCGGUCCAAUCAGGACUGCGGGACGAACUGAAUUAUCGGCUGAUGCUGCAUCGCUUGGAAACUGAGGAGAAGCGGCUGAAAGUGAAAAUCGCUGAGAUGGCUAUUCAGGAGAUUCGAUUCAGGAUCCGGGCACUGAACGAGGACAUUCGGCGCGCGGACGAGCUGCACGAGUUGCAUCUGGCACUUGCGACGGCUCAAGCGGAUACCGAAGAAUUGCGUGUCUGAGGAUCCCGUAACUCUCCUGAAAGCGAAACACUACGUGGCGGGCAAGUGUCGGGAAAAAUAUGAGAGGAGGGAGACGGUUGUGCUUGAAGUUAUUUUUAUUAAUCACCAUCAUAUAUCGCAUGUCACGAUGUCGUCAUCAUUUAGAAAAAACGCAUGGGAUCAUACAAAAUAACAAUGCGCUUAGAUUUUUGUGGUAACCGAGCAACGUCUCGAGGUCGCGUUAUAUGUUGCGUUCGCUCUCUGCUGCUGCUGCUUCUUCUUUCUUCUCCUCCUUCUCUUCUUCUUUCUUUUUUUUUUUUCUUUUUUAUCGCGUGUCGCAGGAUCAGAGCAAGUGCAACCAUUUCAACGGAUCGUCGAUCGUACAACAAACUACGGAACAAUAAUUUUAUAUCACCUAACAAGACGCCUUUUGUCUCUGUCAACACCGCCUUCUCUUCCCCUCCUCCUAUCCUUCACACACGGUUUUAUCGAGCCCUUUUCACUUCUCAUUACACUUUCCGCCAUUUCGCUCUCCUUCCAAUUUUUCACUCCAUACUUAGUGUUUCUCCUCGCAUUUAGUGAUUGUUAAUAAUUAUCACAGAAAGUUCGUAAAACAAUGAUGUUGACGUUUA
Odontomachus brunneus is the source of this 2201-nucleotide messenger RNA. RefSeq lists its product as uncharacterized. NCBI's taxonomy places the organism in Eukaryota, Metazoa, Arthropoda, Insecta, Hymenoptera, Formicidae. The transcript is spliced from 8 exons. Bases 1 to 1590 code for a protein of 529 amino acids. The record is from RefSeq and is a predicted model, not a curated record.